CAGCUUCAGUCUUACGAAGCGCUCGUUUGUGAAAUUACUACAACUCCGCCAUUUCUUGAACCAACUGUACUCAAGUUGCCGCCAUAGUCGCAUGUUGUUGAAGUAAUUUCAUAUUGUGUGCUUGCGACCGAAUCUAUCUGCUGGACGGUGCAAUGGGGCGGGAAAAGCAUUUCACAAUCGCUGAGGUGGCGCGACAUGCUCAGCACGACGAUAUCUAUCUGAUUUAUGAGAACAGCGUUUACGAUGUCACUCGAUUCCUGGACGAGCACCCAGGUGGAGUGGAAGUGAUCAAUGACUACGCUGGAAAAGAUGCGACCGAGGCAUUCGAUGAAGUUGGACAUUCUAAGGAAGCUCAUCAACAACUGGAAGAACUGUUGCUAGGACGUCUGGACCAAGCAUCCGCAGCCACGGCGACAGCUGCUCGAUCCAUCAAAAAGAAGGCGAACAAGGCGGCGUUCAACCCUGCAAUCCUCUAUAGCUUUGCCAUUGCUACUGGUGCGACGGCUAUGGCGGGAUAUUGGUACUUUCAAGUUCGCGUGUAACCGAAACAACACGAAAAGCUCUCAUCGCCAGAAAGAUCAA
Molecule: messenger RNA, 582 nt
Organism: Exophiala viscosa
Lineage: Eukaryota; Fungi; Ascomycota; Eurotiomycetes; Chaetothyriales; Herpotrichiellaceae
Product: cytochrome b5-like heme/steroid binding domain-containing protein
Exons: 3
Coding region: 153-542 (129 amino acids)
Cellular component (GO): intracellular membrane-bounded organelle; membrane
Molecular function (GO): heme binding
Source: RefSeq, a predicted model, not a curated record